AUGGAUCGUUCCAGGCACAUGAGUCCGCCCUCAGCAGCGCCGUCUGUUUGGGCUUCUGGAGAUGCACGCAGUAACCUUGCCGUCCAACCUGCAGCCAAUCUGGGAAGUAUCAAGCUCAAGAAGAAGGCCGUCAAGAUGGUCGGCGCUGCGGGACCCGUAUCUGGCACCACCUCGCGACCCGCAGCUCUUACCCUGCCAAUGGCAUCCUCAUCUAAUGCAGGUCCAGCCAAAGUCGAGCUGAAGGUUUCCGACGGACCAGCAUAUGCUAGGCCCACUGUCGCACCAAAGUCAUCCUCAGUUGAAAAGAGUAUCGUCGCGUCCUCCGCAGCUACCCCUACAGAGACGGCCGCGCCACAGAAGGAAGAUCCGAAUCCCACAAGCGAUGCCUUCGAAGAGUCUGCCAUGGAUGCACUCUAUGCUCGCCUAAACAGCAAGACUGUCCUGACCCCCCGCAAUCCCAUCGGCAGUACCUCAGUAAGGCCUGAGCAAGCCAAGUUCCCGUUUGGUGAUCGUCUUGCAGAAUCAAAGGCAGACAACACCAAGAUCGAUAAAGCAGAAGCCGAGAAGGCGGAACACAAGGGGAUCGAUGGCAUCAAGGUUGCGGACGUGUCACAAGAAGAAUUGGAGAAUGCGUACAUGCGUAAAGCUAGCGACUACAUUCAGGCUAUACCAGACGUCAAUGGAAACACGGCAAGUCUCAUUAAGGCCAUGUCGAGGAAGUUGCGUGGCUCGUAUAUGCCAGAGGUCAAAACCGACGUCGAAAAGAACGAGAUCAUCAAGGCACGUCUAGCCUUCGCUGUUGCCAACUACAUCAACAAGGUAUUGAAGAAGCGCCCAGAGCAACCUCGUACACCCGAAUCUAUCAAACAGACGCUCAAGGAUGCGAAUGGUGAUUUCCUCAGACUUUGUGCCAAGCUUGUCGAAGAAGGUCACUUAUCUCUAGAGACACUCGCUGAAGUAUCGGGUAUUGUUGCGGCCAUGCACAACAUCCUUCCCAAGCCCGAACUACCCGCCACCGCGAGCGUUAUCGCCCCGACCAAGGCAGCACCUCCUGUUGCGUCGAGUACUGAAAACACCAAGCCUGUUUCUAAGGAUCCGGCAGACGGCAUGAAAGGAUGGCCGACCCAGGAGAAGCGGGAGAAUCCGGCUGCUCAUCGCACCUGUAUUCUAAAAGGGGUUGCAGGUAUCACCAGCAUCAACCAAUUGCAAGCCCUUGUGUGGGGUGGCAAACUCGAGUCUAUCUCCUUGCCAGAACCGGGUUCUUCCAAUGCCCUCGUCAAGUUCCUCACACCUGAAGCAUGCGAGAAGUAUCACAAGGCGACUGCGAAUGGCAUCGAAAUCGUCGGCGACAUCAAGAAGGCGGUUGUGUUCGUGGAGAAGGCCGAGGGUCCGAACUCCAUCAACGAUGUCAUCUGUAACUGCAUUGACGGCGACGCAUCACGCUGUGUGCGAGCUAUUGGUGCAGACGAAGAUAGCGAUGCAGUACUCAUGAAGCUGGCUCGAGGUAAAGGCGUUAACAAGCGCGAUGUCGACCGCAUCAAGAGCGGAAAGACUGCACGUGGUCAUUCGUAUGUGGAGUUCCGCUUCUCAAACAUCUACCACGCCCUCAAUUUCAAGCGCGAGCUCAUGGACAACGACGACUGGGAGCACUGCAGCAUUGGUUAUGCACCUGAUCCGUGUGAGUUGGCCAAUGGUGCUCACUACAAGGAUAAGGACGAGGAAUAG
Alternaria alternata is the source of this 1725-nucleotide messenger RNA. RefSeq lists its product as hypothetical. The record is from RefSeq and is a predicted model, not a curated record. The transcript has 4 exons. The coding region runs from base 1 to 1725 and encodes 574 amino acids. Lineage: Eukaryota; Fungi; Ascomycota; Dothideomycetes; Pleosporales; Pleosporaceae.